This is a messenger RNA of Lobosporangium transversale, 1128 nucleotides long. RefSeq names its product pyridoxal phosphate-dependent transferase. Gene Ontology annotation, cellular component: cytosol. The record is from RefSeq and is a predicted model, not a curated record. The coding region runs from base 1 to 1128 and encodes 375 amino acids. Gene Ontology annotation, molecular function: L-allo-threonine aldolase activity. Lineage: Eukaryota; Fungi; Mortierellomycota; Mortierellomycetes; Mortierellales; Mortierellaceae. Gene Ontology annotation, biological process: L-threonine catabolic process; glycine biosynthetic process. The transcript is spliced from 3 exons.
AUGACUACAACAAAAUCUCUCAAUCCUCUCCCAUACUCGGACUUCAGGAGCGAUACAUCAACAGCCCCUACGCCAGAUAUGUUUGCGGCUAUGAUGAAAGCAUCCUUAGGGGACGAUGUAUAUAACGAAGAUGACUCUGUUAAAACACUCGAACAAUACGUUGCCACGCUCACGGGCCAUGAGGCGGGACUCUUUUGCUCAUCAGGGACAAUGACAAAUCAAUUAGCACAUCGUGUACAUUUGUGUAACCCCCCUCAAUCCGCUGUAGUCGAUAUUCGAUCCCAUGUCUUCAAUUACGAGGCAGGCGGUAUCUCGUUCCAUUCGCAGGCUGCAGUAAAUCCAAUCAUGCCCGCCAACGGCAAAUACCUCACGGUCGAAGAUAUUGCUCCACGUCUAGUCCUCGAUGUAGAUGUACACUACGCACCGACGCGUGUCAUCUCCCUCGAAAACACACUCAAUGGCACCAUCAUGCCCCUUGAAGAGAUUAUCAGGAUCCGUGAACUCACAAAGCAACAUGGUAUUAAACUUCACCUCGACGGUGCUAGGCUAUGGCAUGCAAGCGUCGCAACCGGUAUCUCAAUGAAAGAGUACUGCAGUCACUUCGAUACCGUCUCGCUUUGCCUCUCCAAGGGAAUCGGUGCUCCUAUCGGCUCCAUCUUGGUCGGUAGUGAGACUUCUAUCAAGAAAGCAAGGCACUUCCGUCUGCUUUUCGGAGGCGGAUGGCGACAAGCCGGCAUCCUAGCAGAAGCUGCGCUCUGGGGCAUCAAGAACAAUUGGCCCACGAUGGUGGAAACACAUUGCCGGGCUAAACAAAUCGAGAGCGCCUUCCUCAAAGCCGGCUGCCGUAUUACCAACCCUGUUGAGACAAAUAUGGUUUGGGUCGAUACAUCGGACGCUGGCUUCACAGUAGAUGCGUUGAUGGGUGAGCUAGCCAAGGAAGGUAUCAAGAUCAGCGGUAGCGGUUACGCAGCUCGGGUAGUUCUUCAUUACCAGAUCAGCGACGAAGCCGUUCAACGGUUCAUCUCUGUCCUUUAUAGACUGACCUGCUUCAAACUGAAGGCAACAACCAUGCUCGAGAAAACCAUGAGCGUUGAGCAAGAUGGUGUUGAGCAAACCACUUCGUACUAA